Molecule: messenger RNA, 999 nt
Organism: Geodia barretti
Lineage: Eukaryota; Metazoa; Porifera; Demospongiae; Tetractinellida; Geodiidae
Source: the annotation of a GenBank genome assembly
AUGCCGAAAGUAGGCAUUGUCGGCACAACAACUUGGGGAACUACGCUCGGCGUCAUUAUCGCGCGGCGCGGCAUAGACGUGAGCAUCUGGGCGCGCACCGAAGCCGAAGCUGCGACUCUUGAGGCUGCGCGCGAAAACGCGCGAUUCCUGCCCGGGGUACGUUUCCCUGAGGCGCUGUCGGUGUCGGCGUCCCCGUCUGAGGCGUUUGAGAGCGCAGACCUCGUACUCAUAGCCGUUCCUUCUCGAACAUUCAGGGCGAAUGUGCGGCGUGUGCGGCGGGCAUUGCCACCAAACGCCAUAGUCGUCAGCGCCACCAAAGGUAUCGAGACAGGCACGGGAAAGCGCAUGAGCGAAGUGCUUGCAGACGAGUUGCCAUCAGGCAUGCAUCGCGGCAUCUGCGCGCUCUCCGGUCCGAACCUCUCACGCGAGAUAAUAGGCUCCAAGCCGGCGUCAACUGUCAUCGCUUCAGCAGAUGUUGAUGCUGCUUGCACAGCCCAGCGCAUCACCAACUCCAACCUCUUCCGCGUCUAUACGAACGAAGACAUCGUGGGCGUCGAGUUCGGCGGCGCGCUGAAGAACAUCAUCGCGCUCGCCGCGGGCGUAUGCGACGGUCUGAACUACGGCGACAACGCGAAAGCUGCGAUUAUCACACGAGGGCUGGCGGAGAUCGGGCGUCUCGCCGAAGCCGCCGGCGCAAACCCCCUCACACUGGCAGGACUGGCCGGCAUGGGCGACCUGAUAGCCACAUGUUCAAGCUCCCUCAGCCGCAACCAAUACUUCGGCAGGCGUCUUGCCUUGGGUGAUUCAGCGGAGACGAUUCGCGCCUCGAUGGACAAUGUCGCCGAAGGCGUGGACACAGUCGCGGGUGCAAUCACUGUCGCCAACAGACUCGGCAUCGAGAUGCCGAUAGCUCAAACGAUGCACAAAAUCAUCUUCGAGAGUGUACCCCUUGAACGUGCGGUUCAAGAGCUGAUGGAGCGCGCGCCGCGUCCCGAAUGA